Molecule: messenger RNA, 4101 nt
Organism: Myzus persicae (green peach aphid)
Lineage: Eukaryota; Metazoa; Arthropoda; Insecta; Hemiptera; Aphididae
Product: growth factor receptor-bound protein 14-like
Exons: 11
Coding region: 234-1658 (474 amino acids)
Biological process (GO): signal transduction
Source: RefSeq, a predicted model, not a curated record
ACUGCAGCACCGGCCAGCAUAUCACAUAUCGCAGCAGUGAUAUUCGACGUCUGAUCGUUUACCGAGUGGAAGGCCGCCGGUCCGAUAAUAUUAUAUCCGUCGCAGUACCGCGGGCAUUACGCGUUAGCGCGACGAUGCAUUUUUUAUAGAUUGUUCCGACCAAACUGCAGCAGUGUUCUUCCGUUCCAUUCCGGAUUUGGUCAUUGAUUAAACAAGUAGUUCAUCGUUCUGACAUGACGUCGUCGUUGCCUUACGCACAAUUUGAAAACGAAAACUAUUCUGAUGAACAAUUGGAUCUCCCUACGACUUCGAGGGAUAUUAAAGUUUAUCAUAUUGAUGGCACGUAUGAAACAGUUUCAGUUACCCAAAGCACAACAUCCGAACAAGUAUGCUCUCAAAUAGGCAAAAAAGUUUUUAUCCAAUAUUAUGGCUGGUCAAUUGUGGAAGUUUGGAAGGACGAAGGGAUAGAGAGAACAUUAGAAAAUCAUGAAUCUGUGUUAACAUGUUACCGUAGAAUGGAGCAUGAGAAUAACAGAAUUUUGGUGCUCCAACUAAACAACAAAAUGUUUCACAUGUUCAAGAACCCAGAAGAAUUCUCUCUCUACAGAACACUGGAUAUUGGUAAAAAAAAAGAGGCCCAACUUAUUCAGAAAGUCCUCAAUGGGGACACCUGUCCGCUACAUUUUGGUCAAGUAUGGGUAUAUGAUUGUAAUAAAACAAAGCCCUUCUGGGAUAUCACAGUUUUGUUGCUCAAGGAUAAAAAUCUUUAUCUCUCAUCAAAUCACAAAAGCAUAAUACCAUACAUUAGGAAAUUCGGGAUUAACUACUUACACAACUUUAUCAUGUCUAUAACACGAGAUAAAUGUGAAGUAGAAGUCUGGGCUUACCUUGGUGACUUCAGAAUAUUCACCACCAAUAAGAGGGUAGCAGGCGCCCCUACAAGUCACUGCCUAUGUUUGGUGCCUGCUAGUGGCAUAAAGCAGUACAUUGCGUGCACUUCCAAUAAAACGCAAUCUUAUUGGAUGUGCGCUAUGAGAUUGUCGAAAUAUGGAAAGCAAUUAAGAGACAACUACAGAUCAUUUGUGAAAAAGCACAACGAUGCUAAUGAAUAUGAAUACAAUAAGAAGCCUUUGCCCAAUGAGAGCGUACGGUCUCACGUAGCUAUGGACUUUUCUGGAAAUGUUGGUCGUAUUGUAGAAGAUCCUAAAGAAGCGCUUGCCAUUGCUCAAGCGGAGCCUGGUAGUGUGCGGCGAAGUUGGCGAUCCAGUGGUCGAUCUACUCCUGGUCUUCAAACAGCUGUCACAAAGCUUGAAAAUGAUAUUCACUUAUCUCAGCCAUGGUAUCAUAAAAACAUGAGCCGUGAUCAAGCUGCCAAUGUCCUUAAUGGACUUGGGAACAAAGAUGGGGUGUUUUUAAUAAGAGAGAGCAAAAGUAAAUGCGGAUCAUAUGUACUAACAUUCAAAUGUGGUGGUAAAAUUAUCCAUACACCUAUUAUAGCGCAAAUGGAUCCACUGAACGAUCAAGUUUGUUUUACGCUAGACAACGGUGUGAUCAAGUUUUAUGACCUUUUACAACUAGUAGAGUUUUAUCAAUUAAAUGCAGGUAGUCUGCCUACCCGACUGAUGCAUUAUGUUGUCCAAGUACCAGUCACCAAAUGAAAUUUGCAUUAAUACAAUGCACAGACAACAUACACAGUUCCUGUUGACACAAAAUAUUCUCAUCCAAAAGGUGUGUGACCUAUAAAAUAAUGACACAAUUCUACAGGUAAAAUACCUAUGGUUUAGGUAUUUUUAUUAUCUCGACCAUCAAAUUACUAAUUAUUUAUCUUUUUCUUUUUUCUCUUUUUUCUUUUUCCAACGUACCAUAACGUUAUUGUAAAAAAUUUGACUGAAUCGUUAAAACAUCUACCGUUUGCACUUUUCGGACUCAAAAUUUUUAUAUUUCUGUGUUACAAUUAGUUAUUAACGUGUAAUCCUAAUGGAUAAAAUAAUUUUGCGCGAUCAGUUCCUAGAUUAACUAGUUCGUAACAUUCAAUCAAGCACCUUUAGGACUUAAAAUUUAAUUGUAAUAUUAGAGAGAAUAAUAAUAAUAAUAAUAAUAAUAAAAAAUCAUUAAUAAUUAUUGUCAUUUAAAAUAAUAUAAUAUUUAUAUUGUGAUAAUUUUUGUCUUGCAUUUAAGCGUGACAGACCAAAUAUUUAGCAAGUAAGCAUACCUAAUAAUAAAUGGAAAUAACAUAUUAUAUUUAACUUAUUUAACAUGGUAUUCAGUAGUCAAUGUAAAAGCAAUAAUAAUUGUUAUUAUGAAAUUUUUAAGAUCCUUUAAAAAACAAAAAAAAAUUGAAAAGUAGUUUAUGACAUAUAUUAUGUGUGUGUAUUUAUAUAUAUAAUAUAUAUUAUGUUUAUAUGUAUCGAUUGAUAGAGUGGACUAUGUUAUUUUUCUCAAUAGCUCAUUUAGCUAACACGAGAAAAUGGAAAAACACUAUGAUCCACUCUAAUACUUUAUGCAUGUUAGUAAAGCAAACAGUAUCUACAUUCUAUAAUAUAGCAUAUCAAAAAGAAUACACUAUACAGCUCUUGAAAUAGUAAUAAUUCAUAUUACCUCUAUAAUACUAUUUUAAUCAUAUCUGUAUGUCACACUAUUGUUUAACCAUUUAAUAGUUUUUAAAAUAACUCAUUUUAUUUUUUCAUGUAUUCUUAUCAUUAUUUUUGUAAAACAUUUUGAGACGUGCAUGGUAUGGUUGGUAGAUAACUUUUAACACCUACUGGUUAACUUUUUGAAUUGUACAAUAUCUGAAGAGUGAAGACUAAAGUCAACACAUUGUAUCCUGUUUUACUCACUGCUCAUAUUGUAACACUUUAAUAUCCAAUAUUAUAAUAUAUACCGUACAGAUAUGAUCUCAAAUUCUUCACUAAUGAUAAUAUACUAUUUUCCUUUCAAGAUGUGGAUUACCGUUAGGUAUUAUUAAAUAUUUAUUUGUUUGUUUUACAUUUAAGACACACACUUUAUCAUGAUAUAUAAUACUGUAAAAUAUGAAAGCUUUCAUACAAAUAUAUUUGAAUGUAUGUGUGUAUAAUACCUUUGUGCUGUUGUUGUAAUUAUUAGUUUACAAAAUUCCCAGUAUUGUAAUUAGACAUUUAUGCAAUGACUACUAAAAAAAAUUAAAAAAAAUUACAUAGGAACGGUAUAAUUGUACCUAAUUAAUUGUGAUGUACAAAUAAAUAUAGUUGUUAAUACAUACAUACAUGCAUACAUACAUACAUACAUACAUACAUACAUACAUACAUGCACAUAUUGUAUUUUAGUUCUAAAUUUCUACUCUUUACAUGUGACAUGUAUUAAUGUCAUGUGAGUGUUUGUUUUCAUGAAAUUGAGUAUAUAUUUAUGUAUUACAAGUAUAAAAAUAUAUACAUAUAUAUUAUAUCAAGCAAUCAAUAGGUGAUGACGUUAUUUAUAUUAUAAAAGUUGAUUCCAUACUCCUUUCAUGGUGAAAAAUAGUCAUGUAUAUGUGGAAACAAAUGUGAUAAGCGCAGUGCAAUUAAAUAAAUAAAUACACGCGGUAAAAAUAAUAUUCUUUUUCACAAUAAUUUUAACAUUUAGAAUAUAUAUAACAAUAAAAAAAAUUAUAUAUUAUUAUCAAGUCAAUGUUUAUGUGAUCAUUAAAGUACAAAAGACCCAAUUUAUUUUAAUUUAUUUUUUUCCCUGUAGAGUAUUACAACUAUUAUUUUAUUUUUAUUAAUUUCAAAAAAAAAAACUAUUUAUUUAAAAAAAAAAAAUGCGGAUUAUGGUAUGGUCGUGUUUUAUAUAUCGACAUUUUGUGUUCCUACGAAUUGUUAUUAUGAAAAAAAAAUUGUGUAAUUAUAUUGUAUGAUUAUUAUAAUUUUUAAUUUAUUAAUUUUUGCAAUAUCUUACGUUCAAUGAUGUACCAUGUAUUGUAAUUCGAUAAUGUUUAGUUGAUAAGUAUUAUUUGAAAAGAAAUUAUAUUAUUGUAUUAUUUGUAUUUUGAUGGAACUCUGCUCCCUCCCUUCCAAUAGUUAAAUUUUAUAGACAAUCAAAUCCUAGGCAGUUUAAAAAUAAAACUUAUUAUAUUAUUUUUUUUCCAUA